Symbiodinium sp. CCMP2592 is the source of this 564-nucleotide messenger RNA. The record is from the annotation of a GenBank genome assembly. NCBI's taxonomy places the organism in Eukaryota, Dinophyceae, Suessiales, Symbiodiniaceae.
AUGGUGGUAAGGAGGGACGACGGGGACAAGACGAAGAAGAAGUCUAAGGAGCACAAGGGCAAGAAGCAUAAGAAGCGCUCGCAGUCUUCCUCACGCGAGUCCAGCGAGGAGAGUGCCGAGGAGGGCAUCCAGGAGCUGCAGUCGAUCUUUGGGCUUCCCAACAAGGAGUACCAGCGGAAUCCGAAGCAGGCUCGUGCAGAGGAUCUGUCGGCGAAGCAGACGGCGGUGGCGAUCACCAAUAUCACUUCGUGUGUGACUUCUGAUGAUAUCAUGGAGAUUGGCGGCGAUGCCGAAUCCUUGCUGUCACAGAACAGAGACCGGUUCAAGAAGUCGAAGAACAAGGAUGGCGAGCACGCUGCAGUCAACAAGGCAAGAGCAGCUAGUGUGAGAUGGAAGAAGCGGCUCGGGAAGCUGAUCCAGGUGAGCUGCCUGUUUCGCACAAUGACAAACCCAGUCUGUGGAAAGUCACCAUCGGGCAUCAACAUCAUGAAUGCGAAGACUAUGGAGGAUGUCUCGAUUUUGCUUCGCAGCUUGAGUGCCAGUCACAGGAAGCUCCCCGGCUAA